CAGCAGAAGGCCACCCUCGGCCAGCAGAAGACCACCCUCGGCCAGCAGAAGGCCACCCUCGGCCAGCAGAAGGCCCACUAAGCUGUAUGGAGGCCAUGGUUGAAGCCCGGCUUCACCCUGUGGAGGCCAUGGUAGAGCUUCAUCAACCAAAAAAAACAGUUGGCCUACGUUCGAGGGUCAGAAAGGUGAAGUGCACAAAGUGUGAAUUAGUGCUAAAUAAAAAAAAUGUAAAGCAGCAUAUGAGACGUCGCCACUCAACUGUCAAGGAGCACAUUACAGCCGACCGUCAUCUGGCAUGUCAGCCAAUAGAGAUUGAAAGGGGAAUAUUUGCUGUUGUAAAGUCCUUCAGCAGCAAUAGUGCACCCAUUCAUGUACAGAAGCGGACGUGGGGGACAAGCCAUCAAAUUCGUUAUGAGCUGGAUGCCUGUGUGCACAACACUGAGGUGAUGCGUAGGAGUGGGUUUAUAUCCUUUGAUUGUGCCCAUCUGCAGUCCCUGCAAUACUGCCCAUCACCCCUCAGCCCUCAGAUAGAACUAAGGGAGGAUGUUCUGAGGGACAUUGUCAGUAGCAGGUGGUUCAGCGAGGAGCGGAAGAGGGCAUGUCUUCUGAAAAAAAUGGCUGCAAAUGCUGCAGGAAUACCCUUCAGUGUUGAUGUUGAGGUGGGAAGCUCUUCCUCGAGAAGAUAUGUUUCCAUUUAUGAGGCAAAUGUGUCUUACUAUAACAAGUUUGGCAGAGUGAUGGUCAUGUUUGACACAGCAAAUAACACGUGGCGUUGCCAUUGUGUUAAAGCUAAACAGGCCUGUGUCCACAAGGCCAUUGCGAAAUGGCACUUUUUCCAGACAAGAAAGGAGCUCUUCACGGGAGAUGAGAGCGAGGAUACUCAAGAUAGUCAGGGCUCUGAAGACAAGGUGGAAACUGUCACCUCAAGCGAUUUUCAGUAUCCUCCUCGAGAUCAGGAUUUGGGGAGAAUUGUUAGGUACAUUCACAAUAAGAAAAGGCUUCCUGCAAACUUGCCUGCAAAUGUGUAUGGGUUGACAAGUGAGUCAGACGUGCCUAAACAUCUGAUGCCCAAAGAGUGUGUUUGUCCUGAAUGUCCUGGUGAUUUUCCUCUUGGUGAACCCCUGAUCAUCAGCAAAUCAGCAAAAAUCAUCACUGUCAAGGGAAUCAUUGAGGGUGUGACAACUUAUGGGAAAAAAUGCAGUAGAUGUGGAAUGAUGGUGCGAUACCAGGAAUGGGAGGAUGGCUUGCAUAACUUUAAUGACAAAGUCAUUCUAACUCUCCAUUUUUGCCUGUAUCUUCGGAACUGCCUCCAGACUCACACAGCUCUGGGUCGAGCCAUCGAGACAUGGGAGCUGACGUCGGGACAGCAGUACCCGAACAAAAAUAGCCUAAUACAUGGAUAUCUACAUUUUGAAGCACUGACAGAGCAUGAUUAUAACUUCUCCUGUGUCCGCUGUGGACAUCACCCUCCUGUGGUGGUCAUGGAUCUCCACAAGAGCUGUGUCUUCAGCUUGGCAGUCAGUGAACUUGAGGAUCCACCAGAUGGAUUUGAUGGGGAGGUGGACAUUGAUGAGUUCUGGGACUCUCUAUGUUUAGAGAGGAUUGCACGUGGUUUUGUUCCAAGUGAUAAACAAAAUCCUUUUGCCGUUAAACCUACAUACCACCACUGGGCCCCGUGGAUUGGACCUCACACCCGCAAAUCCAACAAAGUGCUCAAUACAGAGCAUGAAAAGGUCCACACAACAAGGCACCCAAAAGAACAGACAGAGAUUGACGUAACAGAGGACAGGCUAUUGGAUGAAAUAUCCAAUUUGAAGGUCCAUGCCAUCCGAAAGCUCUGCAGGGAGUGCGGAAUUGAUUCCCAAGGUUCCAAAAUGGAGUUAGUUUUAAGGCUGAGAGAAGAAAUGAAAACCCGAAGAAAAUUUGAUAAAAUCUUUCAAAAGGUUUGGGGAGCAUCUGGUGGCUGGGCUGUUGUUAUGUGCCCCUGUGGACAGGUUGUCUCGCUGAAAUUUAACAUUAGGGCAGAAAGUCCUAGGGACUUUACUGACUUAUUGUUGUCUUGGAAACACAUGCCCAACAUAUGCAUAUAUGACUUUGCAAGAGGUCUGGCUGUGCAUGCUAACCUUAGAGAGCCUGAGACGAUACCUUUCAGUCCUCAUGAGGGUAGGUUGUUGGACCCCAGCCAUGAAAACUUGCAGUACGCAUCCAAUGGUGGUAUGGUCAAUUUACCAUGGCUUAACAGUAGGAAAACUGUGCCGGACCCGGGUGGCCAUCCAUUGACUGGGUCAGCAGACCAUUACUGUCUCUACGACACAUUCCAUGAGGGAAACACCAAAGACCCAAAAGAUAUCCUCCGGAGGAUAAAGAUGGUACCUGAACUGGCAGGGAGAAUUAACAGCCAGGUUGCAGAACAACUCUUCUCAACCAUGAAAAAAAACAACUAUUACAUGAACAUGCUCUCGCCAUCUGCUCAUGUUUUCAUGAUGCGUAACGUUAUUCACAAUUACAAUCAGUGGAAGAAUGAGAAGAUCAAGGAGGAAUUAAAGAAGCUUGUGACUCCUGAAAUUCAGCUGUGUCUCAAUGAGCAUGGUCAGGCAGAAUUCUGUACCUCUCAGCCAACAGGGCUUAGCCCCGACCCAGUUGUUGCUGCCUACUCUCAACCAGUAGAACUUAGCCCAGAUCCAGUUGUUGCCGCCUCCUCUCAGCCAGCAGAAAUGGGGUUUAGCUCAGACCCAGAUUUUUUACCACCUUCUAAACGCAAGUUCAAGCUGGACUAUGUACUGGAUAUUAAGGGUGACCCUGAGGAGGAAAUUGUUCAAGCCAACAACUCGAUCCUCACAAGUGUGACUUUGCAUCCAAAGACGUGGUGCUUCUCCCUGCCUGGCAACCGGGGCACUGGACAUUGUGUUAACCUGGCACAUGCUGUGUCCAAUGGACCAUGGAGGUCAUUUUACUUGGCUGACGAGGGCGCAUCUCCCCAGCAUCAGAGCAACAGCUGUGGUGUGUUUAUGCUGAUGUAUGCAAUGUAUUCUAGCCUCCAAAAGCCAUACGAUUUCGUUGAGGUGGACAUGCUCUCUAUCAGGAGGUGGUGGUGUGGACAACUGCUUGAGACCUUUACACUUGAAAGCCCUGCAAGACUAGCCAACACACCCAUCUCACCCUCUCCAUCUCCCCAUAUUAGCCACCACUUCCUAUCACCAAGCAGCGAAAACCCUGCAGGACUAGCUGACACACCCAUCUCACCCUCUCCAUCUCCCCAUGUCAGCCGCCCCUUCCAAUCUCUAAGCUGUCCAUCAGGCACACCCAUUACAGAGGACAGUCCAUUCUUGCCACUUGCAGUCCUUCAGCGUAUUAUUGAAGAGACUCUGAGUUUAGACAUGGCUAUGCUUGGCGUGUUCAACAGAGUUUCUAAAACUUUCCGGGAACUCGCAAAGCCAUUCCACCCCUCAGUUUAUAUUAAUGAGAGUUUGGCUGGGGACCUCAAACUUAAAGACAGUCUGAUGCAUGUAACUGUUCGAAAAAUUUAUAAGACUGCAGGUCGUGGCAGUGGCCUUGCACUACGCCUGAAAGGCUUUUCCAAAAGAAGAAACUGGCCGAGCGCACGCCUGGUGCUGAGGCACAUGGCUUAUGGCAGGUAUCUGAUUGAAGAUGUCUGCCUACCAUAGUGUUGUUCUCUGAGUCUGUGUGGUUAGAACAACGUCGUCAACACUUUUAUUACUCCUUUCUUUUGUUUUAUUUGACACGUUUUAUUGUGUUAUCCCUUUCAGUUUUGCAUGCCAAUAAAUCUGUUUUAUACUGUACGUACUACAAUGUUCAAAAGUAAAUUGAUCAAGAGAAA
This is a messenger RNA of Pimephales promelas (fathead minnow), 3838 nucleotides long. The record is from RefSeq and is a predicted model, not a curated record. Lineage: Eukaryota; Metazoa; Chordata; Actinopteri; Cypriniformes; Leuciscidae.